Messenger RNA from Microthlaspi erraticum, 696 nucleotides. The record is from the annotation of a GenBank genome assembly. NCBI's taxonomy places the organism in Eukaryota, Viridiplantae, Streptophyta, Magnoliopsida, Brassicales, Brassicaceae.
AUGGGUGAAUUGGAAGGCUGGUCUAAUAACUGGCUGGAACCCGCGUGUUUGCUGUGGCAAUCUGGUGGUCGUGGCUAUGAAAGACCUCCUUACAUGACUCGAACCGACGAAGAUGAGCCGCAUUACACAGCAGAGCAAGAACUUGCCUAUAUGCAAAAACAAGUCAAUGAGAGCGAUGGGUUUGAUAUCGAUUACACAUUAAACCGUUGCGUUUUCAACUACCAUCCUGCUAUGCUUGAUUCACAUAUGUUCGUUGACAAGCCAAAAACCACUGAAGAUUUGCUCAAGAGGCUCUCUCAGAAAUCCCUUGAUGACUACAAUGAAACAAAUAAGACCAGAUUUGAGUUUGUCAAGGUUGUUAAAGCCAAUUUUCACUGGGCUACUGCGAUUAUGCAUCUCAUAACAUUUGAAGUUAAGGACCCUUUUGAUGACAAGAUAAAACUCUUCCAAGCAAAGGUACGCCACGCUCAAGGUGUUGUUGAAGAGUACGUCUUCUGCAGACCCAAACCCAAUCAAAUAGUGGAAUGUGUUGGGAAUGUCAAGAAAGAUGUGGAUGAAGAUGUUGAUAAAGAUGUUGAGAAAGAAGAUACCAAGAAACCAAGGAGCUUUUAUGUGGCACGAGUGAGAACCGAAGAUGAUGCUUCACCACUCUUUUAUUUCUAUCUAAUCGUUUGUCCUAUAUGUGAUGUGACUUGA